UCAAUGGCUUUUUUCUCCAUGGAGAUAGAAUAAUUGAAGGUAAAUUAAUAAAGAGAGAAUUCGUAUACAUAAAGUGUAAAUACGUAAAAAAAUCUGUUUAGAAAGUUUAUUAAGAUCAUAGACGUAUACGGUGAAAAAAUGGACGAAGCUAAAUUUCUAAAAAGGAAGGUAAGAUCUGGUACAUUAGAUGUUCAUCCAACAGAAAAGGCUUUAGUAGUAAAUUAUGAUGUUGAAGCACUGAUAUUAGGAGAAUUAGGAGAUCCUAUGCUUGGUGAUCGCAAGGAAUGUCAAAAGAUAAUUAGACUUAAAAGUUUAAAUGCGGAUACAAAUGUUUCCCUCUUAGCAAAAGAGGUAAUUGAAAAAUGUUCAUUAAUACAUGAAUCCAAGCUACGUGAGGUUGAGCAAUUAAUUUAUUAUUUACAAAAUCGUCGGGCCAAUGAUACUAGUACAGGUAGCGAAAGUAAUCCUCAGCCAUUAAGACCAACGUCAUCAAAUUCAGUGACCACAGAAAAUGGUGAAGUUGAACGUGCAGUCAUUAGUAAUGUUGAUAAUUACAUUGAGUUAUUAUAUGAGGAGAUACCUGGCAAAAUUAAAGGUUCUUCAUUAAUAUUACAACUAGCCAGGAUACCUGAUAAUCUUCUGGAAUUGACAAAAAAUGAAUCAUUAUUAAGUGCAUUAGCCCGAGUCCUGAGAGAAGAUUGGCGACGCAGCAUAGAGUUAUCUACAAAUAUUAUUUAUAUCUUCUUCUGUUUCUCUACAUAUAGCCAGUUCCAUAAUAUUGUGCUUGACUAUAGAAUUGGUUCUCUUUGUAUGGAUAUAAUCGAUUUCGAAUUACGUCGCUAUGAUCAAUGGAAAGAGGAUAUGGAAAAACGCCGAAAACAUUUCGAGAGCACCACUGGUUUAACAUUUUUCCCAACAGGGAAUAAUGAUAAUUGUGAUAGGAAGAUUAAGAUUAUAGAUGAUAUUUGGAACAUGGAAGGUCCAUUAGAUUAUGAGGUCAAGAGACGCUCUACAGACACACCCAUAACUGCAUCUGAAAACGAUAUUAAAAAAUUAAAAGAGGAACUCGAGAAAAAUCGUAAAAAAUUUAAAAGUUUAACCAAGAAACAAGAACAGCUAUUGCGAGUAGCAUUUUAUCUGCUCUUAAAUAUUGCCGAAAAUGCUAUGGAAGUUGAGAGAAAAAUGCGUAAGAAGAAUGUCAUUGGUAUGUUGAUUAAAACAUUAGACAGAACAAAUACUGACUUAUUAAUAUUGGUCAUCACAUUCUUGAAGAAAUUAUCCAUCUUCCGUGAAAAUAAAGAUCUGAUGACGGAAGAAAAUAUUAUAGAUAAAUUACCAAGGCUUUUACAAAACAAUAAUACAGAUCUUGUGUUAAGUACGUUAAAGCUAUUAUUUAAUCUUUCUUUUGAUACCAAGUUGAGAGCAAGGAUGAUUAGAGUUGGCAUGCUACCAAAAUGGAUAAAAUUACUUGGUCAGGCUGAUAUUAAAAAUAAAAGCACAAUUCUGGGAUUACUCUAUCACGCCAGUAUGGAUGAUAAAGUGAAAGCAAUGUUCACAAAUACAGACUGCAUUCCAAUGAUAACAAAUAUGAUAUUGGUUUGUGAAGACGAUCAUAUCAGGUCUGAAUUAAUAGCACUCGGUAUAAAUUUAGCUAUCAACAAUAAGAAUGCGCAAUUGAUGGUAGAGAAUAAUCGUUUACAAGGCCUCAUAAGAUCUGCAUUCAGGAAUCAGGAUGCUCUUAUAAUGAAAAUGAUUCGGAAUAUCUCUCAGCACGAGUCAACAAAAGAGAACUUUGUUGAUUUUGUGGGUGAUUUUGCUAUGGCCUUGACACAAUCUGAUUCUCAAGAUUUUAUAUUGGAAGUGAUUGGUGUAUUGGGUAAUUUGGAAUUACCUGAUUUAGAUUAUUCGCAAAUUAUUCAACGCUGUAAUCUUAUACCAUGGAUACGCAAUAAUUUAGUUCCAGGUAAAGCUCAAGAUGAUUUAGUACUUGAAGUUGUUAUAUUUUUGGGCACUGCAGCUUAUGACGAAGAUUGCGCUCGUCUGUUGUGUAAGGCUGAUAUACUUCUCUCUCUUAUUGAACUUCUUAAAGCUAAACAGGAAGAUGAUGAAAUGGUUUUGCAAAUCAUCUAUGUGUUUUAUCAAAUCGCAAAACACGAUUCAACGCGAGAUUAUUUAAUUCGAGAGACCGGUAAUGAAGCUCCUGGCUAUUUGAUUGAUUUAAUGCACGAUAAGAAUCCUGCGAUCAGAAAAGUCUGUGAUACAUGCUUAGAUGUUAUUGCUAUGUGCGACAAGAAUUGGGCAGCGCGUAUAAAGGUGGAGAAGUUCCGUUCACACAAUCAGCAAUGGCUAGAAAUGGUUGAAUCUACAGCAACAGAUUCAGCUACUCAUUUGCUGCCAGACGAUGAUGACAGUCUGUCUCCAUUUAUGAGCGGUGACCUAUUAAAACAUACCAUACUAUUUCCCUCUGGUAAUGCAGCAUCAUUUAAUGCAGAUGAUGGAUUUUCGAUUAUGAAAAAUUCAUCGGAAUCGUCUGAGAAUCCUAGUCGGCCAGUUAGUAGAUAUCGAGAUCUUGACGAAAUAGGCGAACUCGUGGCGCGUUCUAAGUCUCGCAUGUCCAUUGGUUCAGGUAUAGAGGAUUUAUAUUAUAAUUCUAGAAUGAAAUUUACCGACUCAGAUAGUUCUCAUGUAUUGAUAUGAAGAUUAAUUCAAAUGUUUCGGUGUAGAUACAUGACUUCUCAAAAAGAUUCUCCCUAAGAUAUUUUACAUUAUAUAUGAACAUUAUAUAUGUUUGAUGUAAAAGAAACAAAAAUUUUUGCUGCUAUUUGCAAAGACAUGCCUGCUUAAAUUAAAGAUUUCAUUAUACACACUAUAGAUUGCUUUGAUCUCAUAGUCAAGUUAUAAUUUUAGAGAGUGCCUUUUAUUUAUAUAUAUAUAUAUUU
Harpegnathos saltator (Jerdon's jumping ant) is the source of this 2939-nucleotide messenger RNA. RefSeq names its product kinesin associated protein 3 (gene Kap3). NCBI's taxonomy places the organism in Eukaryota, Metazoa, Arthropoda, Insecta, Hymenoptera, Formicidae. Gene Ontology annotation, cellular component: ciliary transition zone; kinesin II complex; axoneme. Gene Ontology annotation, molecular function: kinesin binding. The coding region runs from base 139 to 2697 and encodes 852 amino acids. The record is from RefSeq and is a predicted model, not a curated record. Gene Ontology annotation, biological process: cilium organization; microtubule-based movement. The transcript is spliced from 16 exons.